UUUUCCAUAAUAUAUAUAGUUCUUAUAAGAUAUGGAGUCCCACAAGAACAACAACAAGAAGAAUCAUCAUCAAACCACAGGUUUAACCCAUUUGGUCCCAUUCAUAAGACCUAUCUCCACUCCAAACUCAACCACCACCGUCUCCACCACAACAACUCCUACAAAACGACCAUCCAAAGACCGUCACAUCAAAGUAGAUGGACGUGGCCGGAGAUUACGCAUUUCAGCCAUAUGCGCCGCACGUGUCUUCCAACUAACACGCGAGCUACAACAAACCAUACCGGCGAAUAUCUCAACUUUGAACGUCUCACUCCGAAGCAGUGGCAGAAGAGCUUCUCAGAACGCUGCCGUUUUUGGGUUUCAGCAACAGCUUUAUAACCCUAAACCAUUCCGUGAAGAAGAACCUAACUCCCUCGAUCAAGAACCUGGUUCAAGCUCACCUAAACCGGGAUCCGAAGCUCUCAAUCAAGAACCCGGUUUAACUCAGUCAAGAACACAAAACAUGAUUAUACCACCUAUGUGGGCAGUGGCGGCUCCAACGUCAGCCUCGACAAAUAGAGGAGUAAGUUCGUUUUGGAUGUUACCAGCCAACGUUCAAGAUCCAUCACAGCAUAUGUGGGCUUUAAAUCCGGGUCAAAUGGGGACAGUACAAUUAGGGUCUUUGUUAGUGCAACAGGCGGCUUUGGGAAGUCAACAACUAGGGUUAAGUAGUGUUGCUGAAAGUUGUAAUAACUUAGGGAUAGUUUCUGGUAGAAGAGGUGGAGAAGAUCACACUGGUCUAGGAAUGAGCAUAGAGCAGAAACCUCGACAACAUCAAGGGAGUGAUACUAAUGGAGACUAAAACAAUAUUAUCGCUGGUUCAUCUUGAAGUAACGUCUUCUUGUUUUUAGUUUCAGUUUUUUUUAAAGUAAGUGUGAUUUAUUGCAACUUUUGUUGGGAAUUCUUAUGUUAAUAUAUGCGUUUUAGAGA
Capsella rubella is the source of this 969-nucleotide messenger RNA. Its product is annotated as transcription factor TCP23. Lineage: Eukaryota; Viridiplantae; Streptophyta; Magnoliopsida; Brassicales; Brassicaceae. Gene Ontology annotation, cellular component: nucleus. The record is from RefSeq and is a predicted model, not a curated record. Gene Ontology annotation, molecular function: DNA-binding transcription factor activity; sequence-specific DNA binding.